CUUCUGCAAAUCUGGCUAGAACCAUUGACAUGUUGAUUGGGUUGAUCCACUUAGCUCCAUUUUGACCAUUCAGACCCUAUGGUUGGACCUCAAUAGGCCAUUACCAUCUUAUAGCAGAUGGAAUACGGAUAAAAAGGAAAAAGAACAAAGGGCUUUAACCGUUUAAGGACUCAAAUUAAUUAAUAAAUCACUCGAGCAUUGGGAAGCAGAAGAGUGGCGGAUUCCCCGUUCUUGUAUAUCCUGCAAAUAGAGCAGAGUUCCAGGUAAUCCCACCAGUUUCAGAAGAUUGGUCGAGCUUUCGUCUGCAUUUUCAGCUUCAUCAAUCGAUUUAGGAGUUGUGCCCAAACUUGAGGUUCUCAAACCUUGCUUCCUCUCCUUCUCUCUCACUCUCUCUUUCAAAUCUCCAACUCAAAGGAAACUGAGAAAAACCCCUUAUUCCACCUGCAACCCUGCUUCCGAAUCAACUUAUGUUGCAACAGCUGCUUGGCUAAGCGCGCUUAGCUUCUGAGGCUUUCAACUAGAGGUUGUGGGCUGCUCGUUUUGGGCUCUGCUCGAGGUGCGGCAUCUAUCUCCUGAAAAUCUAACAUCAGAAAAAAAAAAAAACAAAUCCUGUGAGUGUGUCCCCUCUCUGGCCAGCGAGCUCCCUCUCUGAAAAAUAAAACCUCCUAACCUGCGAUUUCUGAACCUGAAACCUUUCUCUGUCUCUACUGAAACCCUUCUAUCACAACCAUUUACUCUCUGUGAAAUCAUUUCUCACAAACCAGAGAUUUCUCUCCUAAAAUCUUUCCCUUUCCCAGCGAUUCUUCUCCUAAAGUUUCUCUAUUUCAACCGAAAUCUCUUCCAGCAACUUUCUUCUCAAAACCCCAUUUCCUCCUUGACCAUUCACACAGGGUUUUCUUCCCUCACUUCGGCAGUUCUCGACGUUGGUCGGUGAAUCAUCCCCUUCCUUGAGACUUGAAGUAUUGGGACUGAGUCACUUAGAACGCACUGAGCAGAGAGAGAGAGAGAGAAGGAAAGGAGCUGAAUAAUAUUUUUGCCAUCACCGUUGCUGUCCACGAGCCACCAAUGGUCGCUGCUUGCAGGUAUUCUCUGCCUUUUUCCAUCUAGGGUUUACGAUUUUUGGUUAUCCCUUCUGUUUUCUUUCCCGCUAGUUAUCGAUUUUCCUUUCUACUUUAUACCUGUAGUGGUGAGAAAGGGUGAGCUGAACAAGACUGCCAUCGGAGCUCUAACUUAUUGUCUUUUUUCUGGUGAAUGGAGCUCUGAUUUGCUCUUGCUUUUUCGCCAGUACCUGGUGGACAAACGGUAAAUUCCCAGAGAUACAAAUGUGUUCUUAGUUUCUUCAAUGCUUGUGCUUUUUUCAGCUUAUUUGCUUAACUGUUGUGUGAAUUUUUGGCUUUAUUGGUUCUCAGUGAUGGGUUUAGGGUUUUGAUUCAUGAGUUGCCAGUUCAUACACUUUAGUUUUACUUUAGAUUUUAAGCUUCGAAUCUUUGAGAUCGUCAUAUGCUUUUUGCCUUUAAUUUUUUAGUUUUCUUGAUUUUUUCGGAUUAAAACUGAAAAUUAUUGAGUUUCUAUUUAUUAUAAAAGAGAGUUUAUGACUUUUGAAGUCCAUGUUUGAGAACUCCCAACCCUUUUAAACAGAUGUCCUACUUGAAACUAGUUAGUAACCAUGCUAAUGAAAGACCAGUUCUCAACAAGACAACUAAGAACUAUUCUAACAGUUGGAUCACUCUAUAUCAUUAUCAGCUAGUUACAGCAUGUAAAGCAGCAACUGAAAACAACAGCAACACCUAACAGCAUGGUGUUUCAAAUCAUAGCAACCAUGCUUUGGAAUGAAACCUAACCCCUGGAGACACAAACAGUACCAGUAUCUUGUCCAUCGCAAGACAGAAAAAAUAGGCAGAAUACCGGAAAAAUUAAGAGCAACAGAAAUAACAAGUAAGUUACCCUGAUGGGACUCGUAUCUCAAUCGAAGGUAGGCCUUUUAGAGUUGAAUAACCCCUCUGUUUCUAAUUUCAUAAGCACCAACCCAGACAAGAACUAAAGAUUUGAAUUUGGAAAGAAAACAUAGAAGAACCCAACAGGUCUAGGUUUUCCUCUGUUCUGUUUCUACUUUCUCUGAGUAACAGAUAUUUAAAAGUUGCAAAUGAGUCCAUUAAUUGGUGUCAAUUUGUGAAUCGAGUCAAAUCAAAUUAGGGAAGUGGAAAUCCCAAUAUUUUCUCAGGCUGGUUGAUCAGUUUUGGGGUCCUUCUGAUCUCAAAUAUUUAGUUGAUGCAAUGCGAUCUUUCAUUCCAAAUGCUGCCAUGGUUCACACUCACAGCUUCAGAGUUGCACCUGGUGCUGAUGGAGCUGCCUUGGCUGAUCUUGCAAAGUUUGUAGAACCCAUUGUUCUUCUUAAUAAUGAGGUUGUCAAAAUAUCGGCAAUUCUUCUACAGCCAGGUUGCUCAGAAGUGCGUCACCAAAUGAAGGAAGACUCUUCCAUGUUGAAUGUAGAAGAGAAAAAGGAUCAGAUUUUGAAAUUCCCUGUAUUAAAUUCACAAGAUCCAAAUGGGAAAGCUCCACCUGUGCUAAAGCCCGGUGAUAUAUCUGUGGUUUAUGUUUGUGAAUUGCCUGAAAUUAAGGGAAAGUUUGAUCCUGCAAAAGCUGUUGCCCUUGGAUUGAAAGCUGGUCCCAAAUAUCGUGAACUAGAACUUGGGCACUCAGUCAUGUCAGAUCAUCAAAAUAUAAUGCCUUAUUUGCUUGGUUAUACCGGUUCAUCCAAGCGAUGUACUUGGUCCUUCAGCUCCUGGUCCUACUGUACUCCAGGAUUUUGGUCUCUUCAGCACCUAAAGAACUCCACGCCUGAGUACAUCACUUCAUGUGAGGUUUGUCAAUAUUUCAUAAUUUCCUUUUAGAAGAGAUGCUGAAUUGAUUACAAGAUUGAACUAUGUUAUGUUGAUAAGUUGGUAGUUACUGUAGAAAAACAGGGGAAUUAAGCAAAAUCAGUUUCUUCUAAAGUGUUGUGAAAUUUUUUCUGCUGAAAAUCUACUGAGGGCAUGGAGGCAAUUGACUGUAGAAACUUGUGAGGAGUAAGACUUAGUUGCUUAGUUGUUUGAUCUUUUAAAGAAUAUAAACAAUGUGAUAAUGUUGUUGCCCCAAAUUCAGUGCUCCUUGCCCCUGCUUCCCAUUCACUCUACCAUUCCAAGAAAAAGGAGCCUUUUCCAAAUCCUUACUGAAGAUAAUUGCCUUUUUUUUCAUAUAAUUUGUAAGAUCCAUAGUUUUAUAGUUCAAGAUGUAUUGCAAGCCAAAAACUCUUCUUGACCUAAUUUAUUAGUUCAAGAUGUUUUUGAUUACUUUUUAUGUUCUAUUAAUAUAUAUUCACUAUUUGUUCUUGACACUUUUUGUCCACUGGUUUCCUGUUACCUUGUUUCCGAACUCUUAUUUGUAACCAUUAUGAUGACUAGAGAUCUGACAGUAGUAGGGGAACUUGCUAAUAGCCUCAGCUUUCCUUAGGGUUGUGUCACUCAUUAGUUGGAGUCAUUAUUCUUUAGCUAAAAUGAUUUUCUUCUUAUAUUCUGGUGGAGUUCAUCCAUCUUUCAUCCAUCCUCAUUUGUUUCAAAUUGUAGCAUGGCCUUUAUUGUCAUUAUUAGUUAAUGUUCGCUUACUUUUCGUUUUUUAAAC
Messenger RNA from Macadamia integrifolia, 3657 nucleotides. Its product is annotated as tRNAse Z TRZ4, mitochondrial-like. Gene Ontology annotation, biological process: mitochondrial tRNA 3'-end processing. Gene Ontology annotation, cellular component: mitochondrion. NCBI's taxonomy places the organism in Eukaryota, Viridiplantae, Streptophyta, Magnoliopsida, Proteales, Proteaceae. The record is from RefSeq and is a predicted model, not a curated record. Gene Ontology annotation, molecular function: 3'-tRNA processing endoribonuclease activity. The transcript has 4 exons. Bases 2274 to 2891 code for a protein of 205 amino acids.